Molecule: messenger RNA, 1301 nt
Organism: Phaeodactylum tricornutum CCAP 1055/1
Lineage: Eukaryota; Bacillariophyta; Bacillariophyceae; Surirellales; Neidiaceae
Exons: 2
Coding region: 136-1155 (339 amino acids)
Source: RefSeq, a predicted model, not a curated record
CAACUAUGGAGCGAACAACCUCUCCCUACGUUUCUCUAGUGGAGCCGGCACAACCGAACGCAUACCAUUUCUCUCUUUCAAACUUCCUUGCAGCUCUGUGUUUCGGCUUGCCGAAAGAUAGAAGAAUUGUCCACCAUGGAUGGCCCUCCCUCCUAUAUCACAUUCGAUCGUCUUUCUCUGAAGCAGACGUUCAGACGAGUCUGUGAUAUCUUUGUUGAUCGCUACGACGUGUUCUUGCCCCUAUCAGCAAUUUCCAUGGUUCCAUUCCUGUUGAUAAUGAUUACCACGGUGGAAGUGGCCGUUUCGUACGUGAUGCAAUUCAACGAACAAGGCGAUGUAGAUUUUGGCAAGCACGUAGUCGGAUUGACCAUUAUCUUCGCGAUUGAAACGAUAGCGUAUUUGGUAACAACCAUUAUUGGGCAAGCUGGGAUGAUACGAGCCGUAGCUGAAAUGUACUCGGGUAGGCAGCCUAACUGGUACGCGUGCUUCCAGCGAGCUUUACCGCACUUUUGGUCAUUGCUCGGUGCGAGCUGUCUCUACGGUUUAGCCAUUCUUCUGGGACUCCUAGUCGUACUUCUGGUCCGAGCUGCGGUGUUCACCUUUUUGACGAAGAACGCGACAGUAGGUAUUUUUGUUAUUUCCAUUCUGUUGAGUUGCUUUGCUGCUUUUGUUCUUUACCUUUCGGUUUGUAUGACUCUAUUCGUCCCUGCUAUUGUGAUUGAGAGCAAAUCCGCAGUUGCCGGAGUCAGGCGGGCCUUUGAGCUUGCUUCUUCUCGGUGGUGCUACGUGUUUUGUUAUGUUUUCAUCUUCACUGCGGGCUCAAUGCUCAUUAAUGGAGUAGUCAGGCGAGUUGUCGGCGGGGGAGAUCCGACACAUCCAUCCGCGAUGAUCAUGGGAGUGAUAGUAUCAUACUUUCCACAAGUGUUCCUCCUGCCCUGCUCCAACAUUCUGCAGACUGUCCUGUACUUCAAUCUGCGCAUCGACAAGGAGAGUAUGAACGCGGAGAUUUUGGCCCUGGACAUGGCAUCAUCGGCAUUGCGAGAGGAUGAACGACGUCCGCCCGCUCCUUCCAACUAUCGUGAAAUUCCUUUGUUGGACGAUGACGACCGAGUGGAAGCUCCGAGUCAGGUAAUCCCUGCAACCGAGGUUGUGUGAAAUUCGACAACUCAUCAAGGAAUUGGAAGCCAAGCAAAUAUUUGUCAAGUACCGGUUCCUAGAAAAUGAAUCUUUCUUGUGCUCGGAUCUCGUAGUGGACAACAAUUAGUUAAUAUAGAAGAAGGCUAAACAGUCUAUUUUCAUGU